This is a messenger RNA of Caenorhabditis bovis, 369 nucleotides long. Lineage: Eukaryota; Metazoa; Nematoda; Chromadorea; Rhabditida; Rhabditidae. The record is from the annotation of a GenBank genome assembly.
AUGGAGCCAUCGCCACCGGCUUAUGAACAAGCGACACUCUAUCCAUCAGUUCCGCCACAGAACGAUAUUUUCAAUCCGCCAUACAAUCCAUCAUUUCAAUCUGCUGGGCAGCCUCCAAUUAGUCAAAAUUAUUAUCCGUUAGCUCCUUCUCAAACUACCGCAACUACAACUGUCGUUGUUCAACGAUUUCAUGUUGUUACUAUUGUGAAACAUAUCAGCGACUCCAUGACGUUUCUAAUUUGCUGCGCAAUGUUUUGCUUCGGAUUCUGGAUUUGCUGUUGCAUGCCAUUUCUAAUUGAUGCUUGCAAGGAUGUUCACCAUAUAUGUCCCAACUGCAAACAUGUCAUCGCUGUCCAACGUCGACUUUAA